Molecule: messenger RNA, 2226 nt
Organism: Xiphias gladius (swordfish)
Lineage: Eukaryota; Metazoa; Chordata; Actinopteri; Istiophoriformes; Xiphiidae
Product: coronin-2B-like
Exons: 14
Coding region: 46-1704 (552 amino acids)
Biological process (GO): actin filament organization
Molecular function (GO): actin filament binding
Source: RefSeq, a predicted model, not a curated record
CACAAGUUUUUUCCAUCUGCAUGUACGGAUCAAAGUGUUCAAAGUAUGUCGUGGCGUUCGUCUUUCCGCUGCUCCAAGUUUCGUCACGUCCUGGGAAAGCCGGCCACCAAGGAGCACAGCUACGACGGGGUGCCGAUCGCCCGCAGCGUCCACGACAACCACUACUGCUCGGCCAAUCCCUGCUUCAUCGCCGUGGUGACCGAGUGCGCCGGGGGCGGGUCCUUCUUAGUCCUGCCCAUCCACCAUACAGGGAGGGUGGAUCCUCAGCACCCGAGGGUGUGUGGUCACAGUGGGAGGGUCCUGGACGUCAAGUGGGAUCCGUUUGACGAUCACUGCAUCGCCUCGUGCUCAGAGGACUGUACUGUGAAGAUCUGGGACAUCCCGGUCUGCGGUGUCCAACAGAACUUAACCAAGGCCAGGAAGACUCUGAUUGGUCACUCCAGGAGGGUGGGGCUCAUCGAGUGGCACCCAACAGCUGAAAACCUGUUGCUUAGCUCCGCCUACGACUACAAGGUCCUCCUCUGGGACGUGUCCCAGGUAGGUGCUGUAAUCAGGUUCCCGGUCCGGGUGGUUCUGAUGCCCGUCCACCACCGCUACCCGUCCGAGACGCUGCUGCUCUCCGUCAGCUUCAACAGUGAUGGCAGCAGACUGGCGGUCUCGUCCAAAGACAGACGGGUUCGAGUCCUGGACCCGCGGACAGGAAAGAUUUUACAGGUGUCCGGCAGUAAGUCCCACAGGGCCAGUAAGGUUUUAUACAUCGGAGGGCUGAAGAUGCUUCUGUCCACGGGCAGCUCACCCUGGAACCACAGACAGAUCGUCCUCUGGGACCCUGACGACUUAUCCGAGCCUCUGUACGAAGAAGAUUUGGACGGGUCCGCGGGAGUUCUCUUCCCGUUCUACGACCCAGACACACACAUGCUCUACUUGGCUGGAAAGGGUGACGGGAACAUCCGGUACUACGAGCUGAGCGCUGAGAAACCUUACAUUAGCUUCCUGACAGAGUACAGGUCCCUGCUGCCACAGAAAGGACUCGGAGUGAUGCCAAAGCGUGGCCUGGACGUGAGCGCCUGCGAGGUUUUCCGGUUUUAUCGCCUGAUUGCUGUCAAAGACCUGGUGGAGCCGCUGUCGAUGAUCGUACCACGAAAAGAGUCGGAUAUUUUCCAAGAGGAUCUGUACCCGAUGACAGCUGGAAACCAGGCGGCAUUGACGGCUCAGGAGUGGCUGGCAGGGAUCAACAGGGGCCCAGUGCUGAUGUCCCUGAAGCCUGGGCCUCGAGUAGCCAACCCUUACCCAGAAACCCCAGCCGAGAAGGGGCCGGUGGGGCAGCUGAGCAACCUCAGGUUCCAGAUGGGCCCGGCUGUAGGUGCAGUGACUGGGACAAACUUGGACUUUAUGGAAGAGGCCUUCCUCGAGGAGCAGCUGGCCUACCAGGACGCCAAAUACCCCAGAGAUCUGAGCGAUCUGUCCGGGUGGCAGCCGGAUGAGACCCAGAUCCCGCUGUGGACGUACUGCUCCACUCCACACUGCUGCGAACCUGCGGAGAGGCCGCCGCCGACCACCGAAAGCGAGCUCCUGCAGGCGUUUUACAGACAGCAAGACCAGAUAAGAGGCCUGAAGGAACAACUUAAUCAGAAAGAUGCGAGGAUCGCUCAACUGGAGCUGGAGAUCAAAAACACCAGAAACAACAUGAGGGCGACCUUCUGAUUCAACCAACCAAAUCUCACGCGGCCGUUUCUUCGGUGAACCAAUCAAAAUGCUCAAAAAUUUCCAACCAGUAAAAGACAAACACACACACACAGGCUGUUUUUUUUUUUUUACAUGGUGUUUGCAUUGUGUUAACACUUUUAGCUUCUGUCAGGUAAAUUCUGCCUCGAGUCUAAUUUCGUGUAUUAAUGACUGUUAAUACUCGUAACUUCUGGCAAAAUGUAAUUUAGACCAUACAGACCAAUAAAUGAGCAGGUGGUUAAUUGUUAACGGUCAAUCCUCAUGUUCUUGACUCUGGGAUGUAUUAAAAUGUAUUAAAACCAAAAAUACACAAACCACACAAACAAGUAAUUUAAGAUAAUUUAAGACUAGUUUUGGAAUUUGUUGAGCUUAGUGAAGUCUUGAUGGAUGAACACCUGUUAAUUCCUUUUACCACAGACAUUUCCAGUUUUUUAGCCCCUUUGCUGUAGGACUGCCACUGUCAGUUGGUCCAGACCUAAGAAUUUUAACUACUAGAUGGAU